Messenger RNA from Papilio xuthus (Asian swallowtail), 551 nucleotides. RefSeq names its product cytochrome c oxidase subunit 7A1, mitochondrial-like. Gene Ontology annotation, biological process: regulation of oxidative phosphorylation; mitochondrial electron transport, cytochrome c to oxygen; mitochondrial respirasome assembly. Gene Ontology annotation, cellular component: respiratory chain complex IV. The transcript has 3 exons. The coding region runs from base 137 to 403 and encodes 88 amino acids. NCBI's taxonomy places the organism in Eukaryota, Metazoa, Arthropoda, Insecta, Lepidoptera, Papilionidae. The record is from RefSeq and is a predicted model, not a curated record.
AACUGCUGUAAACUCUUAAUAAAAACAAGAUUUUGUAAGAUUGAUAUUUAUAUUCUAACAAAAGUUUAGCUUUAUAUCGAUCUUAUGUAACUUGAAAUUUAAUACUUUGCUCAAAGUCAAAGCUACUUUAUAAAAUAUGGCGUUUUUGAAUAAGAACUUAGUUUUUGCUACUAGGUUCAUUUCUACUAGCAGAAUAAAUAACUGUCAAACUCUGGUAAAGAAGAAAACCUUGCAGGCUAAAUUUCAGGUUGAUGAUGGAAAGCCAGUUUGGCUUAAAGGUGGAUUAUAUGAUAGAUUUCUGUAUACCACCACUGUUACAUUGUGUUGUAUCGGGCUUCUAAUGAAUUUCAUAGUUAUAUUCAACCAAGCUAAACCAUCUUCAUGGAAAAAUCCUGUUUGUUGAGUUCUAUUCAAUUAAUUUAUGUUUCAUCAAAUUCUAUUUAUAUUUCAUGUUAAUUAUGUUCUUUUAACUUUUGGUCUUUGGAACAGAAAUAAAUAAUCCAGUAUGUUUUUCAUUGAUCUUUGUUAAUAAAUACACCAUUUAAACAAUG